AUGAUCACGGGCAUCGCAACCAUACUGUUGGUGCUGCUGCUACUGCUGCUGCUGGCACUAGCGAGGCACGGUCGGGGGGUACCAGGGGGCCUACCCCCCGGGCCCAAGCCGCUCCCGCUGCUCGGGAACUUGCUGCAGCUGGAGUCUGGGCGCAUGGAUCGGGCGCUCAUGGAGCUCUCCGCCCGCUGGGGCCCGGUGUUCACGGUGUGGCUGGGCCCGCGGCCCGCCGUGGUGCUGUGCGGCUACGCGGCGCUGCGGGACGCGCUGGUGCUGCAAGCGGACACCUUCUCCGGCCGCGGGGCGAUGCCCGUCUUCGAACGCUUCACGCGCGGGAACGGCAUCGUGUGUUCUAACGGGCCACGCUGGCACAAGUUGCGCAAUUUUGCAAUCGGAGCGCUCCGGGAGUUCGGGUUGGGCCGGCGGAGCAUCGAGGAGCGCAUCCUGGAGGAAGCGACUUGUCUGCUUGGAGAAUUUCGGGCCACCAAAGGAGCCCCGCUGGAUCCCCGGCGGCUGCUAGAUAAUGCUGUGUCAAACGUUAUCUGCUCCGUGGUCUUUGGGAACCGUUACGGCUACGAGGACGCUGAGUUCAUGAGGCUCUUGGAUCUCUUCCUUGAUAACUUCCACAUCAUGAGUUCCAGAUGGGGAGAGAUGUAUAACCUUUUCCCCUCCCUGAUGGACUGGCUCCCUGGCCCCCACCACCAGCUCUUCCGAAACUUCACGGAGCUUCAGGGGUUCAUCUCUGAGCAAAUCCAGCGACACCGGGAGACAAGGCAGUCAGGGGAGCCCCGGGAUUUCAUUGACUGCUUUCUCGACCAGAUGGACAAGGAGCAGGACCAUCCAGACACCCAUUUUCUGGAGGAGACCCUAGUGAUGACGACACAUAAUCUUUUCUUCGGAGGCACAGAGACCACGAGCACCACCCUGCGUUAUGGUCUCCUCAUUCUGCUCAAGCACCCGGAGGUGGCAGGAAAGGUGCAGGCCGAGCUGGAUGAAGUAGUAGGUCGGACCCGCACCCCAAGCCUGGCUGACCGCCAGCACCUGCCCUACACCAACGCAGUGUUGCAUGAAAUCCAGCGGUUCAUCAGCGUCCUGCCGCUGGGGCUGCCGCGGGCCGUCACUCGGGACACCCACCUGCAAGGCUACUCCCUGCCCAAGGGCACCUUUGUGAUUCCUCUAUUGGCAUCUGCUCACCGGGACAUCAGCCAGUUCAAGGACCCCGAGCGUUUCAACCCUAACAACUUCCUGGACGAGGGGAGGUUCCAGAGCAAAGACGCCUUCAUGCCCUUUGCCCCAGGCAAGCGGAUGUGCCUGGGUGCGGGCCUGGCCCGCUCCGAGAUCUUCCUCUUCUUCACCACCAUCCUGCAACGCUUCCGCCUAUGUCCGGUUGGGAGCCUGGCGGGCAUCGAUCUCACCCCACAGUGCACAGGCCUGGGCAAUGUGCCCCCCAACUUCCAGCUCCGCCUGCUGGAGCGCUGA
Molecule: messenger RNA, 1476 nt
Organism: Suncus etruscus (white-toothed pygmy shrew)
Lineage: Eukaryota; Metazoa; Chordata; Mammalia; Eulipotyphla; Soricidae
Product: cytochrome P450 2F2-like
Exons: 9
Coding region: 1-1476 (491 amino acids)
Biological process (GO): xenobiotic metabolic process
Cellular component (GO): cytoplasm; intracellular membrane-bounded organelle
Molecular function (GO): iron ion binding; heme binding; oxidoreductase activity, acting on paired donors, with incorporation or reduction of molecular oxygen, reduced flavin or flavoprotein as one donor, and incorporation of one atom of oxygen
Source: RefSeq, a predicted model, not a curated record